AGACGCUGUUCUGCUGACGCCGAAAGAACUGCCCAGGCGGUGGAGCCAUGGAAGGUGACUGUCUGAGCUGCAUGAAGUACCUGAUGUUUGUUUUCAAUUUCUUCAUAUUUCUGGGUGGGGCCUGCCUGCUGGGCAUCGGCAUCUGGGUCAUGGUGGAUCCCACCGGCUUCCGAGAGAUCGUGGCUGCCAACCCCUUGCUCAUCACGGGCGUCUACAUCCUCCUGGCGAUGGGGGGCCUGCUGUUCCUGCUCGGCUUCCUGGGCUGCUGCGGGGCCAUCCGGGAGAACAAGUGUCUGCUGCUGUUUUUCUUCUUGUUCAUCCUGAUCAUCUUCUUGGCGGAGCUCUCGGCGGCCAUCCUGGCCUUCAUCUUCAGGGAAAAUCUCACCCGGGAAUUCUUCACCAAGGAGCUCACCAAGCAUUACCAGGGCAACAACGACACAGACGUCUUCUCUGCCACCUGGAACUCGGUCAUGAUCACAUUUGGUUGCUGUGGGGUCAACGGGCCUGAAGACUUCAAGUUUGCAUCCAUUUUCCGACUCCUGACUUUGGAUAGCGACGAGGUACCCGAGGCCUGCUGCCGGAGAGAGCCGCAGACUCGCGACGGGGUCCUGCUGAGCAGGGAGGACUGCCUCCUGGGAAGGGACUUGUUCCUGAACAAGCAGGUACAGGCCUGCUCCCCAGGCAGGGGGACGUGGGGGCCAGAGCUGGCGGGUGGCGGUCGUCCCAGAGGGUCUGGAGGCGCUUCAGGAUCCCAUGGACUAGUGACGGGAUACGGGACUGAAUGGAGGCUGAUGGAGCUUCAUCCAGGCUCCUGACAUCCAACCAAAGGGGAAAGGAUGCAGGCGGCCGAUGGCUCGGUGACGGCACAGGCCAGAGGAGUGGGCGUUUGGGCUGGGGUUAAAGGGUGAGUAGGAGUUUUCCAGUGUUCCAAGCAGAACACUCCUUGAGCUUCUCAUAAUGUAGGUUGGGAGCCAGAACUAGAAUCACACAGUGGGGGCCCCUCCUUGGUCAUGUACUCUGUUUUGGGGGAAGCUCACAUGUGCCAUGUGGGGGCACCUCCUGGCUCCAAGGGAGCAAGAUCAGGGAAGCUCCUAGACUUCAUGCAACCCCAGAACUUCAUCUCAGUUUCAGAAUCCCUUCCCCUUCCUGUGACACAGGUUCCCCAAAGACCAGCCCCCGACCCCUCGGUGUGUAUGUGAGACAAGAGAGAGAGGAGAGAACGAGGUGGACCCAUGCCUCUUCCUGGAUGAGCCCUUUAAUGGGAAUUUUAUAGGAGAGUUCCAGAUGCACGGGACCCCCAGGGGACAGGGGACAGGCCCCUGUUCCUGUGGCGCUCAUGGUUGAGUUAGAGGGUGCAGAUGAUAAACA
Messenger RNA from Eptesicus fuscus (big brown bat), 1368 nucleotides. It is a transcript of the gene TSPAN18, whose product is annotated as tetraspanin 18. NCBI's taxonomy places the organism in Eukaryota, Metazoa, Chordata, Mammalia, Chiroptera, Vespertilionidae. The transcript has 6 exons. The coding region runs from base 48 to 815 and encodes 255 amino acids. The record is from RefSeq and is a predicted model, not a curated record. Gene Ontology annotation, cellular component: membrane.